AUGUCAGAGUGGACGCACGAGACGCUCCUCGCGCACCUCUCGUACGGCUUCUCCAUCAGCCGCUACACCCUCCCGCCUCCCAUCCCAUCCACUCCCCUCCCCCGCGAAGAAACAGCAGCAUCCACAUCCUCCAUCGGCGCCCUCGACGCCCUCCCCCUCGAGCUCCUACACCUCAUCCUCGAACGAACAGACGUGCUCACCCUCCUACGCUUCGCCCGCACCUCGCUACGCGCAAAAUCAGUCGUCUCAUCCCUCCACAUCUACAACGUCCUGCUCGCCCACGCCCCAGAAGCCCUCCGACAGCUCGCCCUGUGCCAUCUACUAUCACAUCACCAAACACUCACCAUCUACCAGGCACUGAUAUCCACCGCUUGCUCGUCCUGCCACCAGUCCACGCGAGCAACGCAUUUCUACCUCCCCUCUGCCCAACGAGUAUGCUUUAGCUGUCUACGCAUGAAUCCGGGCCUAUGGCUUGUUCCGCUCUCCCUCGCCAGACGCUGUUUCAAGCUCAGUGCCUCGUCCACCGCGAAGCUUCCCCUGGUACGUUUCCAACAUGCCACCACCACCGCCAACGCCAACGCAGACACCACAGACAAUAGCGAAUGUACAGGUGAAGCCUGGAAGAAGAAGAAGCGUAAGCCUGAGCCGUGCGUGUCUGUGCGAGACGCUCGUCGUCUGGCAGAGAGCGUGCAUGGGUCCAUGGAGGAAGUAUACCGCCUCCAUACCCAGGGUGGAAUGCGCGCUUCCUGUCUAAUGGAAGGCUACGUGAUGCAGUUCCUACGUGAUGCGCCGUGCACCCCAUUCACCCCGUCCUUGCUAGCUUCUACCGGCUGGUGGGAGGAGAUAGCAGAGUACCUUGUUCGUCUACUUGGUGAUCUGGGCGUUGCGGCUAGAGAAAGCGUGGUUUUACCUUGGCCUGAUGCCAGCAUGGUACCUCCUUCGUCUUCGAAACUACCACUAGCAGCAGCGGGUGUGAAUACCGUGGAAGCGUUCUGGUGUCAAGGCUGUUCUAAGCUAGCCAAGUGGUAUCUGCAAGGCAUGCUGGAUAAAGAGGCCUGUUCGAAGCUAGUGCCUGGUGUGUCGGAUGGGUUCGAAACCAUCGAGGCGUUAUAUGCGCUGUCUAUGCGGGUUUGGUCUAGAGAUGAGUUCUGGCGCCAUAUCUCUACUUGCUACGCCGUGCAGCAUGACAUGCCACACGUCAGGCUAGCCGUGGCCCAGCUACCCAGCUACCUAACGGGAAAUAGGGGAGUUAAAUAA
Nannizzia gypsea CBS 118893 is the source of this 1257-nucleotide messenger RNA. RefSeq lists its product as hypothetical. The record is from RefSeq and is a predicted model, not a curated record. NCBI's taxonomy places the organism in Eukaryota, Fungi, Ascomycota, Eurotiomycetes, Onygenales, Arthrodermataceae. Gene Ontology annotation, molecular function: protein binding. The transcript has a single exon. The coding region runs from base 1 to 1257 and encodes 418 amino acids.